GGGCCCUGAUGUCGUUAAAAACAACAAAAACUUUAUAAUGGCAAAAGUUAUCUCCCUUCUCCACAAACGUCAUUGGACUUCGGACCGAUUGGGAAGUUGCAUUUAGUUGUGAUGAGAUCGUUAAGUUAGUGUUGGUACUGAGUACAUGCUAUAGGUCAACCAUAGAUGUCCCUUUCGAAGCUAAAAGAAUUUGUUGAUAAAGCUGAAAGGUAAAGCUACACCACGGUGACGGAGUGUUUUUGACAUCUGAUGGCGUUUUAUAGUGGACUUGUAAUCACCAUAGUCAUCUUAGGUGGAGCAGCUACACUAGGUUACCUGCCUGAGAUGACGUUGUCACGGGUGUUACUAGGUGUGGCUGGGGUGACAGCUGGGGUAGCCAUCUUGUGUAACUUGCCAAACAAUCCGUUUGUGACGGCUCCAAAGAGGGCAACGCUCCAGUACUUGUCAUCAAUCAAACUGAAAACAUUUGAUAGUCCGCCAAAGGAAAUUAUGGCGUCUACACUGUGGGAGAAGUCAGGUGCUGUCAUCAUGGCGGUCCGACGACCUGGAUGACCCAUGUGCAGAGAGGAGGCUAAGAAGCUGUCCUCUCUGAAGCCUGAGCUGGAUUCCCAUGGAGUCGCUCUGUACGCCGUCGUGCAUGAGACUCUGGGAGCCAACUCCUUUAAGACAUUCUUCGAUGGGGAUGUGUAUUUUGAUGAAGAGUGUGGAUUUUAUGGACCUGUUGAAAGGAGAAUUCUAUUGUCUGCAUUAAUGCGUGUGAAAGUGUGGCGCAACAUUUACAAAAAUUGGCAGUCUGGAGUGAAAGGGAAUCUUGCUGGUGAUGGAACACUGCUUGGAGGUGUGUUUGUAUUGGGACCAGGUGAGCAAGGCAUUUUGUUUGAACACCGAGAGAAGGAAUUUGGAGAUGCUGCUAAUUUAACGGAUGUUCUGAAUGCUGUGAAACAGAUUAAAUCUAAAUCAACUUAAAACUAUUUACAGUGUGUGUGUGUGUGUGUAAUGUGUAGUGUGAAGUGUGAAACAUUUAAAGUAUCUACAAGUUAUUGGAGCUUGGACUGUCUGUCUGGUUGUGAAUUGACCAAUAAUCAGAUUAAUGUUACGUCAUACAUUGAUGGUAGUGUGUUGUACUUUUAUAGUGUCAAAGGUUGUUUAUGCCUUGGGUUUGUUACAUAUUUGAGUAUUUUCAGAGCUGUCAACCUGUAAAUGUGUCAAGGCAUGAGAUUCACCCUAAAGCUAGGGUCCAGGGCCCAAUUUCACAGUGUAAGCCUAGUUUUGCAUGUAAACAAAUCUACGACUAAACCACAAUCUUGUUGCUAUUCACAGUACAACAAAUAUAGUUCAAAGAACAGAUAUUUCAUUUUCUUUUGUCCUUAAAAUUCUUUUAUCUUCCUUAUGAUGUAAUUUUCUGCUUUAAAUAGAUGCCAAACAAAUGUAAACAUAUGACUGAUAUAUCUGCGAGUGACAGACAUAACCUGUCGAUGUUUUGUGAAAUUUGCACCAUAGGCAGCAGAACAAGGACUGUGCCUUGGUAGGUAGGGAGUUGUAAGCGAUGAAGUCCCCCCCCCCCACACACACCAAAAACUGCUUAUAGAUAUAUUUUAAAGCCUCUGGUAGCAAUAGCUUUAAGAAAUGAUGUUUAUGAUAUUAUUCCCCGAUCAGCAUUUCUUAGAUAUUUUGACUCAAGUUAGUUGGGUAUCCACAUGCACUAAUUUUCCAAUGUAACGACAACACUAUUCACACAAUCCUGUGGUUGUGUUGAUGACAUUAGGCAUUGGAAAACUUUCUGAAUGAACCAAAGUUCCAACAUUUUGCUAUAUAUUUGUGGACAUGACAUUUGACAUCUUAAACGUGAGUGUGAUUUUGAAAAAACCCCGUGCGUGUCAUGGCAAAACCGUGAUUUGACAGAUCUGUAUUUCUUAAUAAAAUCAUAAUUAUUUUAAUAUAUUGGGUGGCAUCUAGCUUGAUGGAAGAAAGCUCAUGAGUGGGAUACAUUUAUUCCCCAUUUCAAGUUUUGUUUACUUCAAGAUAUUUGUCUUAUGUGCAAUAUUCUUAAAUCCUGUUUUAGUGGUAUAGUAGAGCACCUUCUUUAUUGUAAUCAUUUCUUAUGCAAUAUUCUCGUUUGCUUUUACCAUAUGGAAGUAAUUGCAUAUUGCCCAUGCCAAAGCCAGCAUAAAAGUAAUGUUCCUACCCAUAAUUCUUUCAGAAUAAUGGAUUGUAUAAUUAUUCGGCCGAAUCUUGCCUUGACAUUUCUAUUUUUAUUAACUGGUGAAUUUCUUAUCUGUUUUGGUUUCAAAUGUUUUUGUCAUUCUUCUUUUAAUUUGAAAUACUGGAACUGAACAUAUCAAUGUAAAUAAUGUUGAAAUAACCAUGACAAUCAUAAAACAAAUGUAAGCAAUACUAUCGUAAAAAGCAAUAAAUGUCCAAAAACCAGUCUUUGGUGAUCUGGAAAGAGGAGGACAUGUAGCCCUUUUUACAGCAUUACGGCAAGUCUAUUCACAUGUAUACAAUCUGUAAAAAGAAAUGAUAGUGGGGUAUCAUUCUAUUGGACCUCAUCACCUUGUAUACAUUGUAUACAUGUAGAUCAACUUGCUGAACAAGUCCCUUUGACUGGAACUAAUUCCAGUGAUCCAGUUUUCCUUUACAAGUAUGCAUUACAGUCGAUCUAUGUAAUAAGUCACAAAAUAAAGCAGCAUAAUGCAAGAACUGCUUAGCAGUAAAACUUGCCAUCACCACAAGCUUUUAUGUAUUUAGGCACUGAAUAUGGCAAUUUGUUUUUAGGAUUUCACCAGAAUCCUGGGAUCAGUCCCCGUUGGUGGACCCAUUGAACUAUUUCUCGUUCCAACCAGUGCACCACAAUGGUAUAUCAAAGAAUGUGGUAUGCUAUCCUACCUGUGAGAUGGUGCAUAUAAAAGAUCCCUUGCUAAUAAUGGGAAAAUGUAGCAGGUUUUCUCUCUUAAAUGGCUUUCUCAUUAUGCGAUUAGUAGCACUGACUUGUCGCAUGCGAUUUGUUGUAGCGACUCGAAUUGUGUGUAUGGGAAGAUGUUAUGUCAUAAGAUUUGAUGACGUCAAACAAAGCUCGUCACUACCUACAAAUUUCCACUGAAAUAAAGAAAACAUGAAUGUAGACAAUUUACUGAUGGCAUUAUGUAACAAAACAAUCUUUGACCACAUCUGGAUAAUAAGUUUUAUGGACCCAUGAAAUCCAGACAUUUUGACAUGUUUAUAAGCAGAUGAAAAAACAUGGAAGUGACAAAACUAAACAGUUGUAAAUUAAUGUGAUUUGAUUAGUUCAGAGCUUAUGAUAUGUCGUGAGAAACAGAACCUGUUCUAAUCGGUACGAUUUUGACAUGACUUGUUGUAUAGACUAAAGUCAUUCCGAUUUAGGUGGUCUCACAGUACGAUUUGAUCGCAUGCUACUAGUCAGUACGACUAAUCACGUAAUGAGAAUGUCCCUUUAAAACUCUAUGUGAAAAUUGACAUCCAAUAAACAAGGUGGGUGUCGUCAAACAAAAGAAACUUUUUCUACCAGAAUGAUACAAAUGAUGUCAUGUGAAUAUUUUGAGAUUUCAUCUCGUAAUCUUAUGCUUCAAACCAAAAAUAUGUGAUUCUCCGAAUUUUGCUGAAUUCACAAUCCUGUAAAAUGCGACCAUGAAACAGAAUGUCACAUAGCUACAGUUGUCUUUUCUAUCAAGUGCAUUAGUGUGUGGACACUCAGUUGGCAUUCUUGACAGUAUGCAUAAUAUUAAUUUUAGGCGUACCGGUACAAUAUAGAGGAAAUGAUCCCAUAUAGAAUAUAUACCGGCCUCAGUGACGUCAUCGUUAAACCAUCAGACAUAAUAAGGCUGGUAGGUACUUAGUUCGCAGUUCGAUACCCGCUCCCAGAGCAAGUUUUAAUGAAUGUCAGUUGGUGAGAAAUGCCACAAAGGUAUCGUCCCAUGUCGAAUACAUUUCAUGAGAUGUAUUAAUACAAAUAUGCUAUACGCUAUUAAAAAUAAAGCCAUGUAAAUUGGUAAUUUUAUUUGUUGUGAUAAAAAUUAUAACAUAUUUACAGGCCUUUGUUGGACAUCAAAGUUCUUGCACCACAAAUGUAUGAAGCUAAUGGUCAAAAUUUAGAUGACCAGCAGCUGAUUUUUAAUAGUUGUUUGCAGGUACUUUGCUGUUAAAUAUGUUGGCCAAAUGUAAUUGUGCUUUUGACAAAAUAUAAAUAAAUGUUUUUUCUUCUCAA
Gigantopelta aegis is the source of this 4222-nucleotide messenger RNA. RefSeq names its product peroxiredoxin-like 2A. The transcript has 7 exons. Lineage: Eukaryota; Metazoa; Mollusca; Gastropoda; Neomphalida; Peltospiridae. The record is from RefSeq and is a predicted model, not a curated record.